GGGGAGCCGGAGCGGGGCUUGCCCGGGCAUGUGGGAGCUGCAGGCUGUCUGAGCACCACGUGCGGGCGGGAGGACAGACGCCGUACUUCAGAGCGCUUCCUCACUGGCACGUGGCCUCCCGGGCCUCGCUGCACCCCGGCGGUGAGCUUAUUGGGAUGGUACCCCGGGAAGGCCCUGAGUCUGCCCAGCGCCUGUGCCCUUCCCUGGCUGGCCUGAAUGCCAAGGAUGUGCUUCGGAGAAAGCACAAGACGAGGAGCCGACAGCACCAGCGAUUCAUGGCCCGCAAGGCCUUGCUGCAGGUGCAGGGGCUGCUGAGCACGCCCGCAGGGCCGGGAUCCUCCCCACUGCCCGCACGGCCGGAGGCACUGCCGGGCUCCGAAGCCACCAGCAGCAGGAUGCAGCGUCCAAGGAAUGAAUCUGGAGGUGCCUCGUGCAGCCGAAAGCCCACGCCCAGGGAAUCCACAGCACCCUGGCCCAGCAAGUGCGUGGCUAUCGACUGCGAGAUGGUGGGCACGGGGCCCCGCGGGCGGGUGAGUGAGCUGGCCCGCUGCUCUGUGGUGAGUUACCACGGCGACGUCCUCUACGAUAAGUACAUCCGGCCGGAGAUGCCCAUCGUGGACUACCGUACUCGCUGGAGUGGCAUCACUCGACAGCACAUGCGCACAGCCAUCCCCUUCCAGGUGGCCCAGAAAGAGAUCCUCAAGCUCCUGAAGGGCAAGGUGGUGGUGGGGCACGCGCUACACAACGACUUCCAGGCCCUCAAGUACGUCCACCCUCGCAGCCAGACCCGGGACACCACCUACGUGCCCAACCUGCUCCAGCGGCCUGGCCUCCAUACGCGCACCCGGGUCUCUCUGAAGGACUUGGCCCUGCAGCUGCUGCACAAGAAGAUCCAGGCUGGCCGGCACGGCCACUCGUCGGUGGAAGACGCCGUGACGGCCAUGGAGCUCUACCGGCUGGUUGAGGUGCAGUGGGAGCAGCAGGAGGCCGGCAGCCUCCCCGCCUGCCCGGAGGACCGGGAGCCUGACAGCGGCACAGACACGGAGCAGUACAUGGAGGACCGGUACUGGCCGGAGGACCCGGCCCAGGGCCCCAGCGGGGGAUCGGGGGACGCACAGGACAGAGGCGAGUGAGGCCAGGGAGGCUCCCGGCGGCCUCGGAGGGCGGCGAGUGGGGCGUGGGGGCCAGGCGAGCCCCGGGCAGCACGUCCUGGGCAGGACAGGGUGCCGCUAGCCCACUGCCGGCAUCCGGGGGUUGGGACCACCGGUCCUCCUGGCUCCCUCUGCCCACGGCGUGGCCCUCCCCUCCCCAGGGCUACUGCGGGCACUUUGUCCCCACUCCCGUGGUCGCUAAUGGUGCUUCGUAGACACCGUGAAAACGUCAGGUGGGCAAGCUGUGAGGACCCAGCCCGAGGAGGGAGUGUGCCACAGACGGUCCUGGCUGUCACUGGCCUUCCCCACCCCCAGGCUGCGCUGUCUAUAGGGAUGAUGUCUCCUCCUUGGGGUGUUAGUUCAGCUCCGUGACUUGGUAAAGCCCUCUUGUUGUCCUCUGCCCCGUCCUCCACAGGCACGUCAGGUUCAGAAGGAGUAUGCCCUGAAUCCGUAGAGUGAAGGCCACUCUACGGGGCCCUCCUUUGUUUUCUCUCGGAACUGGAACUCUGGCUGUAGCCGUAGUGGGAACCCAGCGCGAGGCUACGAUGGCAUGCAGGGCUCUCAGGCUCAUGGGGUGUUGGCACCAGAAGUCACCAGGCACUGGUGGGAGGACGAAAGCCAAUAGGCUUUGGGUGGGGAGUGUGGCAUACUAAUUUUGACCCAAAUCAGGCAUUUCUCCUGCCCAUCCAGCACGAGGCUCCCUUAAGCCAAAGCCUGAGGAACAAGAUAGCAGCUUGAAUCCCGGGACCCCUGUGCAGAACCGCACCCAAGGGACCUUAUUUAUCGAGAGCAAGGCCAGCGGUGUGCAGGGGAGCAGAGUGGGU
Messenger RNA from Panthera uncia (snow leopard), 1975 nucleotides. RefSeq names its product apoptosis enhancing nuclease (gene AEN). Gene Ontology annotation, cellular component: nucleus. The record is from RefSeq and is a predicted model, not a curated record. The transcript is spliced from 4 exons. NCBI's taxonomy places the organism in Eukaryota, Metazoa, Chordata, Mammalia, Carnivora, Felidae. Bases 156 to 1133 code for a protein of 325 amino acids. Gene Ontology annotation, molecular function: exonuclease activity; nucleic acid binding.